GGCACUUAACUACAAUUAUUAUUACUCAAGAGUAGCAUUCACAGUGAAUUUUAAAAUUGCUAAAUACAUCUAAGUGUUCCAUGUUUAAAUAUGCAUUAUCUUUUCUCAUUCACCAGACUAUAUAUUACUUUCAAUUCUCUGUUGUGCUUCUACACUGAUAAUUGAGCCAGCCAUUAUAUGAAACCACAAAUAGCUUAUUUAUUUAAAGGUUUCUCUUCUCUCUACUGCUUUCUGCUGGCUAUAAAUGCUUCCUGAGACCCUUGAAGGUAUAUGAUCUUCACAGUCAGCUGCCUCCCAAAGCUAGAUUCCUUUUCUAGCCUCUUCUUGUUUUUCCCUCACCUCCUUUGAACUCAGCACAUUUAAAAUCAAAUUCACAACUCUCUUCUCCCUCUCUGUUAUCCAAGAAUGCAAUUUUGGAACCAUUCAAUAGUUCUCUCCCCAACCCCCCACUUGAAGAUUUUACAAUCUCAAGUCUCUUUUCUAAUAGCUGUGAAAGCUACUCUUUCCUCUCUAAAUUCCAAGACAAAAAGUCCCACUCAUUUUUCUCUUCAACUCUUAAAACUCUCCCCACUUCCUGCCUUUGGAUUCUGUUGAGAAAAUCCCCUCUAACUUCAUGAAUUUAUUAUUUGGCAGGGAAGCUAAUGUGUUGGCUAAUACUUUAGCCGAAUGGAGAACACCUGAAGGAUUAAUUAGUUUGCAGCUGAGCAACAUUAAGACCCCCCCCCAAAAAAAAAAUGAAAGCUAGGAGAAGGAUAUGAACCAGGACCCAAAGAAGAAGACUGGCUUUAACAGUAAAGCUAGUACAGAGAUUAGGUUAACUAAAUAACAUUGUUAGGAGCACUGAGACCCAAGAGAUGAAAUGGCAGUCAGCAGAGUGAAUGUCAAGUGGACUUUAGAGAAACCUAGAGCAGAAAACCAGAGAAGAAUAUGGGAUGUAUGAAGUGUCAUCUCAGCAAGCUGAGAACUUCAGUCUGAUCAGAUGCUUGAAGUCCUGAAGAGAAGCACUUGCAAGCCCCUGGUUUCUGACUCCUGGCUGCCUGUCCUGAGAAGACACACCAGAACCAGCAGGGGGAUGUUAGCCACUCUCUUCAAUGUGCAAGUUCACUUUCUUGGGUCUUCAUUCUCGGCACCUAGAAGAGAGCUUGAUCUGGACCUCCGUAGACAUCCCCAACCUUCUGUGGCUCCUGGGUGGCCAACGGUUUGAAGGUUACUGAGGUUGCCCCUCAGCCCGACAGCUACGGAAGAAGCCGAGGAAACAGCAGCCGAGGUGCAGGGCUCAAACCUUCUCGUUUAAAGCAGAAGAAGCAGGGGGAGUGAAUCACCUAUGCCAACUUCCACUCUCUUCCUGAACAACAAACCCUGAGCCACGCCAAACACUAUGGACAUGAGACUUACUUUCAAGGCCAGCUGUAUUGUUACAAGAGGUGGCCGUGGCAACCAAACACCGGAACCUGUUUUCUAUUGAGCCCAACUGAUCGGCGCCUGAGAUGUUGGAACCCAUACCAUCCCCGCCCCUCAUAGCAGACAGCCUACCCGGUAAGGGAAGGUGGCCCUUCCGAGAAGCGGUACCAGAGCGAGGCGCUGAAGAUACUCUUUGGAGAGCAGGAAAGAGGAUUCCCCCUCUAACACCAGGAGGACCUACACCAGAGAGGAGUGCCUGUCUGUACUGUCAAGACCCGGUCAAGCACGUGCUGCACGGACACACUGGCUGCAGAGGCUCAAGAGAAAUCUUUGUGGGUGUUACAGACAAGACGGAAGGUUUGAGGGUGAAGGGGAAUAGCCUGAGCUCUCCACUCCUCGCCAGGAAUGCCUUCUGACCUCUCACCAAAUGGACCAAACAUCUCCAAAUGAAGGCCAGCUCCUAUGCCGUCCACGGUGUUCCUAUCUUUAUAUAUGGUCCUCCCCGACAGCCAAGGGCACUACUACCUCAUCUGACCUCAAACCACAAUACUUAAGAUCAAAUACGUGAGGAAAAAAUGGGAAGAAAAUGACUUGCAUUUCUCUUAAGAGACGAGGUAGGAGUUGAAAAGAGAUAGGGAGCUGAAUACUUACGUGGAAUAGGGUAUGCAAAUCUGUCUGGAUGUUUUGUAAUGAGUGUAUUUUUUAUGUGUCUUCUUCCAACACCAUGUGCACCUGUUUCACAAAACAAUAAAGAAAUUUUAAUUAAUAAAUAA
This is a messenger RNA of Ornithorhynchus anatinus (platypus), 2174 nucleotides long. RefSeq lists its product as uncharacterized. Lineage: Eukaryota; Metazoa; Chordata; Mammalia; Monotremata; Ornithorhynchidae. The transcript has 7 exons. Bases 1488 to 1817 code for a protein of 109 amino acids. The record is from RefSeq and is a predicted model, not a curated record.